AUGGCUUCGCAUGUGGAUAUUUCAAUUUGUGUUCCGCUGAACUCUUCGUCCGUGGCUCCUUCACCUGGAAAGCCUUCAGCCAGUCUGCCUCCACACAGACCUAUGCUUGAACCGGUCUCCACUCAACCAGUUUCCUUUUCCAUUUCCCGGAUUUUGGGGUGUGAAGGCAACUCCUUUCAUUCUUCGUCAUAUUCGCUGCUUCCUGCUAAUGAUAACUCAACUACCGAAAGCAGUAAAGGGAACUUCAAAGAGGACAGCCGUAAAAACCACGAGCACUUGCCGAGCGUUGACACCGACAACCAGAGGACUGACGUGGACAGCGAUACAAACCAAUGCAGUCCAACCCCCGCGCGGCCAAAGAUGACAAGGAAGCAACGAACCACGUUUUCACCUCUGGAAAUCUGGGAAAUGGAGAGAGUGUUUGCACAAAGACCUUAUUUGAUACCCGAGGACGAAGACGAAUUAGUACAAAAACUUGGACUCACUACAAGGAAUAUACGG
Stylophora pistillata is the source of this 501-nucleotide messenger RNA. Its product is annotated as homeobox protein Dlx6a. Gene Ontology annotation, biological process: regulation of transcription by RNA polymerase II. Gene Ontology annotation, molecular function: DNA-binding transcription factor activity, RNA polymerase II-specific; RNA polymerase II cis-regulatory region sequence-specific DNA binding. Lineage: Eukaryota; Metazoa; Cnidaria; Anthozoa; Scleractinia; Pocilloporidae. The record is from RefSeq and is a predicted model, not a curated record.